AUGCAACUCGUCCUCGCUCUGAAAGACAGCGCGCCGGCCGCACAGCUCGCGCCGGGCUUUGUCACCUUCCGGAAGAACGAUCUGAUGGCCGUGAUUGGCGAGAUUCCCGCUGGCGCGACUGGUUCUACAGCAUUGACAGUGCGCACAGUGCUCGGCCAGACUGGCCAGAUUCUCAUGCAAGACGUUCGAGUGCACGACCCGAGCCAGGACGCGGAGGACGACGACGACGAUGCCGCUCCACCGAUGCUCGAGCCUGUCGCUCGCCCAAGUGCAUCCAACCUCGCCGUUGCUGCAGUCCCUGUGGCUCCUGCACGCUCGCCCAAGCCACAAGCUGCAUCCGAGGCAGCCGCAGAAGAGGUCGUCAUUCACAAGAAUCUCAUCCAUUUGGUGCGCGCACACACGGGUCUGAGCUUUGAAAAGUCUCGAACGGCCGUCGAGGCGGUUUUGUUCUACCUGCAGAACGCCGACGCUUCGCUCGCUGGACCGCUCACCGCUGCUGUCAAGUUGCCCUCCGACUUGCGUCCGAAUACCCGGGACCAGGACCGCCUGUCCAGCAUUUUUGCAGCACUCCUGGCUGCCAAGAACGACUCUCAGCAGCGCAACUGGCGUUCCCACGACGAUGCGAGCGAUCUUGCCGAGAACUUGACAGAGAUGACGAGCAUCCUCAUGGACACGGAUCCCGACCUCGCCCGUGCUAUGCUCUCGCAGGACGACUACGAGAUCGUUCAUGGUCUCGUGGACUAUUACAUGAUGGAGACGCGCACGCCUCUUCGCAUUCUUGUCCUCAAGAGCCUCGCCGUCAUGAUCAAGGCUCACGAGCGCGUGGUUUCCAUUUUGCUGUCUUCGCUGCUGCCCAAAGAGCUGGCACGUGAUAUUCUCGCCGAGACAAUUCCUGAAAUCGAGUGGCUCUUGCAAGCUGUGAAAGUCUGCACGAUGGUGUAUUCGACCGGCGAGCAGUGUCCCAUUGCCAAUUACGAUUUCUGGAACAUUGAGUUCAUCCUGCACAUUGUCAACAAGAUCGAAAACGGCGCACAUCUCGGCUUUACGGAAGAGAUGGUUGAUAGCCUGAUUGCGUUGCUCCUGAGCUUCAAUCUGCACUUCUCGAUCGAUUCGCCCUCCCUCUCCGCUCCUCACCGUGACAAUAUUGUCAUGAAGGCUCUGGAGCAGCAGUCCUCUGCCGCCUGUCUUGGCGAGCGCGUUCUGUACAUGUUCAACCGCAAUGGGCGCAUGCAUUCGCUGGAAAAGUUCCUGAAGGACUUGUUCACGGCCAAUUUCUUCUACAGCAACGAUUUGAAUGUGCUCAUGGACAUUAUCAUUCGGCAACUCGAAAACCUCGAGCAGCUCGAGGAGCGUCGGUUUGAAUCGCUGGACAUUCUCUAUCGUCUCAUGUUUGUGACGGAUUAUUCCUCGACGCGCUACCGAGUGAACGACCUCCGCACCUGCCUCACUCGGCUUGGGCGCGAAGAGGCCAACGGAGACGCUGCGGUGGCCGCUUUCAGCAUUCUUGCCACAAAGUUGCGCGAUGUGUUUUGCGGCGAAGAAUAG
Messenger RNA from Capsaspora owczarzaki ATCC 30864, 1545 nucleotides. RefSeq lists its product as hypothetical. Bases 1 to 1545 code for a protein of 514 amino acids. The transcript has 9 exons. Gene Ontology annotation, biological process: endocytosis. The record is from RefSeq and is a predicted model, not a curated record. NCBI's taxonomy places the organism in Eukaryota, Filasterea, Ministeriida, Capsasporidae. Gene Ontology annotation, molecular function: Arp2/3 complex binding.